This is a messenger RNA of Syngnathus typhle (broad-nosed pipefish), 3291 nucleotides long. It is a transcript of the gene ca5a, whose product is annotated as carbonic anhydrase Va. Gene Ontology annotation, molecular function: carbonate dehydratase activity; zinc ion binding. The record is from RefSeq and is a predicted model, not a curated record. Gene Ontology annotation, cellular component: cytoplasm; mitochondrion. Lineage: Eukaryota; Metazoa; Chordata; Actinopteri; Syngnathiformes; Syngnathidae. The transcript has 7 exons. Bases 366 to 1295 code for a protein of 309 amino acids.
UUACGUCUGUAGUCAACAGUCCUUUCCUGGGAAGGGGGUCCUGGCCACCCCGUCUCAACGGCUCUACUUAUCUGCUUUCAUUUAAGAAACCUCGAACGUAGAGGCGUUCUACAAACAUCUGAUCGGUUUUUUUUCUCUCUCUCCAUGAGUUUUUGAGGCAGCGCGUGACGGAAAAACUGCCCUCUCCCCGCCUCACUGACGGAAGCAGACACACCGAAACAGCCUGCCGUCCGUCAGUGAAGCCUUCAUAUCUACCUGACAAUUGACUUUGGGCUAGUUUACCAACAACAGUGGUUAGCUGUCGGAUCGGAGGGGUGGAAAGCUUCUUGUUAGAUUAGAAAGAGGAAACGCGGGCUUGCAUCAAGAUGGUGACUUUAUCAUCAGUAAUUCGACCUCUGGCUUCUCAGCUUCACCGACAGCUCUUCAGACACGCCAGCAAGAGUUUGCGGCUCACUCCAGUUCGAGGAUGUAAUCUGACAGCGUGCUCAAGUAGAUUUGUGUUGUCGCAAAUGCACCCUAUGUGGCAAGGACCCCUCGCGAUUCCCGGAGGUGCCCGGCAGUCACCGAUUGAUAUUGUCGUCCGCAAGAGCGUCUUUGAUUCCCAGUUGAAACCUUUGAUUGCUGACUAUGACCCAACAACUUGCCAACAAAUCUGGAAUAAUGGUUAUUCCUUCCUGGUUGAAUAUGAUGACACUACGGACAAGUCAACUUUGCAAGGGGGCCCUUUGCAAGACAAAUUUAGGCUGUGCCAGUUUCACUUCCACUGGGGUGAGAGCAACGCCUGGGGGUCGGAGCACACCGUGGACAGGAGGUUAUUCGCUGCAGAGCUUCACUUGGUCCACUGGAACUCCGAUAAGUACAGUCUGUUUGAGGAGGCAGUUAUGGAGGACAAUGGCCUUGGGGUUAUUGGAGUCUUUCUCAAGGUGGGGAAGAGACACAAUGGCCUGCAGAAACUGGUGGAUGCUCUCCCUGCAAUCAGACACAAGGGAAGUGUGGUAGAGUUUACAAAAUUUGACCCUGGCUGCCUGUUGCCGGACAACACUGAGGAUUACUGGACGUAUCACGGCUCUCUGACAACACCUCCUCUGACAGAGUCUGUCACCUGGAUGGUCAUGAAACAGCCCAUAGAAGUUAGCCAUGAUCAGCUUGCUGUCUUCCGGAGCCUUCUGUUCACCUCGGCUGAGGAGGAGGUUCAGAAGAGCAUGGUGAACAAUUUCCGUGUGCAGCAGCCCCUGCAGGGUCGCACUGUGCGUUCCUCCUUUAGUCCCUUCCUGAAGGAAUUGCCGUCUGAAUAAGAUGAUCCGCACACCCACUGGUUCCACCAAGUGCAGUACGUUGCAUCAUGUUACAGUUGGUGUAUUUUGAUCAUAGAAAUGUAUUUUAAAGUCCAAACGGUAGCUCUCUUUUUUUUUUUUUUUUUACAUUUACAAAUGGUACUGGAAGGACGUGGGAAAAGUUUGAUUUCAGGGUAGCUUUCAAAAAUGACAUUGAAUUUUUUGGCUAUUGGUUUUACAAAGUAAUAACAGGUGAAAUCUGUAGUUUAACAGAUACUUAUUCACCUCAAUUGUAUUUAUUUUCAAUUGGCACUUUAAUGAUUUUAUAUUUAAGAGUUUCUAUCAAAUCAAGCAGCUUAAGUUAAGCAAUGGUGGCCGGAGUCUGUAUAAUAGUAACCACCACUUUUUUUCCACCGCAUUCAUGGACAGUACUGUAUACUGUGGAUUACAUUACGUCAUAUUUUAUACUGAGUCUUUGUUUUUUUACUUACACUGACUUUGACAAGCUUCCCGCAGAACAAAGUAAAAGUUGUUAAGCAACAUUGAUUCGCAUUUCAUCAGAACACAUAUAUUCGCACAUGCCAUAUGGAUAUUUUCAUCUAGUACAGUGCCUUGAUUUCUGUUAAGCGGACUUCCACAGUUGAAUUGCAGAGACUCAAAUUGUCCUCAUCAUGUCGGGGUAAUUGAAAAAAAGGAAUCUCCACAGUGGUCUAGAAUGGCCUUAUUCACAAGUCUUGUGUUUACGUCUACUGCCACAUUCGGUGUGAUAGUUUCCACCACUCAAGGCCUGUUCAAGGCUUUUUAAAAGGAAGUUGUGUAGUCAUUUUAUUAUUAGUUGUUUUGAAACUAUUUUACCAAUGCUGAACAUUUCAAAAUAAUCAACCCCAACUCUCAUCAUAUCAUAUCCAACAAGUGUGCCUUGAGGGGUCAAGCUUACUAUGCAAUAUUUGGCAAAGUGGGACAGAUUAUGAGACGGUGUGUAGAACAAACACAGUGAGGCAGAUUACAAAAUGUGGGUCAGAGGGGAUUUGGGAUGAGGCGACAGAAGUUUGACAGUGUAGAAAACGGUUCUUUGGGUACUUUCUGGACAAAAAUGCUUCUAUUUGAAGACCGUGUCUGACUGUGAUCAUAAAUGACGCCGACUGUUCAUCGUGAUUUGAGAUGAGGAAAAGCUAAGCACUCACGGUUGUCAUUAUAAUCCCAACAUUACCAUCCACGACGACUCCCCCCUCCUCUCUUGAAAGUAGCCUUUUCUCUCAGGAGCACAGAAUCCCGCCCUGAGCCAUCUCGCCAGUAGGUCCUUUUUGGGGCCCGAGUGACAAGGCAUAGAUGUUAUGGAGGUGGUCUGUUUGCUGGACAUAUUUCUGGUAUACAAAUGUACAUCAAAAAAAAAAUUCUGUUGGUAUAAUUGUCUGUGGUUUUUCAUCUAAUGCAACACUUCACUGCCUUGAUUUUGUGUUUUGCAGAUGCAUUUGACUGUACAUUAUCUGUCUUCAUGUAUCAUGGCAUUUUAUGCAAAAUUCCUUGAUGCCUAUCUGAACACAAUUUCGUUUCAUCUCAAUGAUUGUAGAGUAGCUUCUUUUGUUGCAAUCAACAUUUAUUCAAUGAUGAUUUCAAUGUAUUUUUGACUCUGGGCCUACAGGUUAUGUAUGACAUAUGUCUGACGUUAUGUAGGUAGCAUGCUUUAUUUCAAACAAAUCAAUUGCUGUCGUUAUCAUAUACUGACUUUCAUGAUGCCUUUUAUCAUCUGCAGCUCUUACAAACCAUAUUAUAUUUUAGUCCGACCGUCAUGGAAUGUCCAUAGUCAUGUUAUAUGUUGCACACUUUCUAUGUAUGCACUACAUACAUACUUAUUUGUUCAUAAGGCAGUCAACAUUCCUGGAGCGCUUUACUCCUUGAGGCCCUCGCUUUUAAGGGAAUGUAUGAUAACAAAUUGUUGAUUAUCCAUAUGGAGAUGAAUAGAAAAUUGACAUUAUUUCAUGUCAUAGCAAUACAUUGAUGUGGAAUACAAGAAUAA